Molecule: messenger RNA, 1375 nt
Organism: Megalops cyprinoides (Indo-Pacific tarpon)
Lineage: Eukaryota; Metazoa; Chordata; Actinopteri; Elopiformes; Megalopidae
Product: triosephosphate isomerase B-like
Exons: 7
Coding region: 118-864 (248 amino acids)
Biological process (GO): glycerol catabolic process; glycolytic process; gluconeogenesis
Cellular component (GO): cytosol
Molecular function (GO): triose-phosphate isomerase activity
Source: RefSeq, a predicted model, not a curated record
GGGAGCAUGAGGAAGGAAGUUAAUACAGACCGCUGUUGCAGCAUCUGAAGAGAGUGGGUCUCUGCUGAAGGUCAUCUGCUGUCACUCCUCAGAAUCGCAUCAAGACUCCUAAAAAUCAUGUCUCCCAGGAAAUUCUUUGUCGGCGGAAAUUGGAAGAUGAACGGCGACAAACAAAGCCUGGGAGAUCUAAUCAACGUGCUAAACACUGCCCAGCUCCACCCUGACACCGAGGUGGUCUGCGGUGCCCCUUCCAUCUACCUCGACUUCGCCAGGGCCAACCUGAACCCCAGGAUCGCAGUGGCUGCGCAGAACUGCUACAAGGUUCCCAAGGGCGCCUUCACUGGAGAGAUCAGUCCUGCAAUGAUUAAAGACUGUGGGGUGGAGUGGGUGAUUCUGGGGCACUCUGAGAGGCGCCAUAUUUUUGGAGAGAGCGAUGAGCUUAUUGGCCAGAAGGUGGCUCACGCCCUGGAGAGCGGCCUGGGUGUGAUCGCCUGCAUCGGGGAGAAACUGGAUGAAAGAGAGGCGGGGAUCACUGAGAAGGUGGUGUUUGCACAGACCCAGGCUAUCGCAGACAAUGUGAAGGAUUGGAGCAAAGUGGUCCUGGCAUAUGAGCCUGUCUGGGCUAUUGGCACUGGCAAGACUGCCUCUCCUCAACAGGCCCAGGAGGUCCAUGACAAGCUCAGGCAGUGGUUAAAAGCCAAUGUGUCUAAUGCAGUGGCGGACUCUGUCAGAAUCAUCUAUGGAGGUUCAGUGACAGGGGGUACGUGCAAGGAGCUGGCAUCCCAGAAGGACGUGGAUGGGUUCCUGGUGGGCGGAGCCUCCCUCAAGCCGGAGUUUGUCGACAUCAUCAAUGCGCGCGCCUAAAAUGGAGGCAAGAGCUCUCCAGGCAUCUCUAGCAGAGGACCAAGUACAGCUCAACAUGUCACUCGCAGAUACCCCCCCUAUAACCAGGGAUUGUGUGUGAUGUCACUUCCUGUCACAAUUCCAACGAGUCCUUGUAUUUAUAAAGGGUCAGGUUGACACACGCUACACUGCACCUUAGUGUAGAUGUACUUGAAGCACUUUUUGAGUGUAUAAUCUGGGCACCCUAAUCCGUUUCAAACCAGCAUUGCACUUGAGUUAAUGAUGCUGAGAGCAGAUAAUGUGUGCUUGCUUCUGAAAGUUUACCAGUUUCGUCUGUUGUCUCAUUUGUUGUCAGAUGCCUUUAUGUGGCUUUGUAUGUAAUUCCAAUAUAGUAUUAAUAUUUCCCUCAUUCCAUUUGGCGGGACUACCAAAGGAAAGGUCGCUGACCAUGUGUCAAUCAUGCUUCUGAUGAUGGCUUUUAUUGGAAAUCUGUGUAGCCUAGAAAACAAAUAAAGGAAACGGUUAGACUGUC